This is a messenger RNA of Brassica oleracea var. oleracea, 706 nucleotides long. RefSeq names its product histone H2A variant 1. The transcript has 3 exons. Gene Ontology annotation, molecular function: DNA binding; structural constituent of chromatin; protein heterodimerization activity. Bases 136 to 546 code for a protein of 136 amino acids. Lineage: Eukaryota; Viridiplantae; Streptophyta; Magnoliopsida; Brassicales; Brassicaceae. The record is from RefSeq and is a predicted model, not a curated record. Gene Ontology annotation, cellular component: nucleosome.
UUUAAUUUUAAAACGCACAUUCAAUUCAACUCAUCUAGGUUUCAUUUCAUCGCCUUUCUCGUCGUCGUCUUCUCAGUUUUUUCAGCAGAUCUUGUUUUGUCUCUUGUUUUUGGUUGGAUCCGGAAGUGAGCGAACAUGGCAGGCAAGGGAGGUAAAGGACUCGUAGCUGCAAAGACGAUGGCUGCUAACAAAGACAAAGACAAGGACAAGAAGAAACCCAUGUCUCGCUCUGCUCGUGCCGGUAUUCAGUUUCCAGUGGGUCGUAUUCAUAGGCAACUCAAGACCAGGGUUUCAGCACAUGGGAGAGUUGGUGCCACUGCUGCUGUUUACACGGCUUCAAUUCUGGAGUAUUUGACUGCAGAAGUUCUUGAGUUAGCUGGGAACGCAAGCAAAGAUCUGAAAGUGAAGAGGAUAACUCCAAGGCAUCUGCAGUUGGCAAUCAGAGGUGAUGAGGAGCUUGACACGCUCAUCAAAGGAACCAUUGCUGGAGGAGGUGUGAUCCCUCACAUCCACAAGUCUCUUAUCAACAAAACCACUAACGAGUGAUUUUGUUUCUUAAGCACUGAGGUUAUAGGAUCUACUAAUUAGUAGCUUAUGGUGUUUGUGUUGGACUGCUUUUCUUUCCUUAGUUCUCUGACUAGUGUGUUGCUCUUUUCUGGACAUCAUCAUGUGUACGUUUAAUUUUAACUCUUAGGCUUCUUGUUUA